Messenger RNA from Fusarium odoratissimum NRRL 54006, 3677 nucleotides. RefSeq lists its product as uncharacterized. The transcript has a single exon. The record is from RefSeq and is a predicted model, not a curated record. NCBI's taxonomy places the organism in Eukaryota, Fungi, Ascomycota, Sordariomycetes, Hypocreales, Nectriaceae. Bases 114 to 3653 code for a protein of 1179 amino acids.
GCUUUCUGCGUGACUCUGUGAUUCAGCUUUCAUUUGCCAUAGGCUCGUAGUUUCUUUCACACUCCAGUUUGGUAUAGUCCUUCCUUUUUUCUCGGUCAUUCGUUUACGCCAAGAUGCGUGCCACGUUCUUUGCCCUGGCGGCGCUGCCAUUCUAUGCAAUUGCUCAAGACCCGGUUCCUGAAGCUGCGCCUGCUACUACCACUACUACUUCUGAGGCUUUCAUUCCACCAGUGAUUGAUACGUCCACCGACAUUCCUGUUGGCGUUAACCCUACCUCUACCGAUGCGAUCGUCGUUCCCCAAUCGACCUCGGAAGCAAUUCAGGAGAACCCUGAGCCAACUACACAACCUGCUCCUGUCGUUCAGGAUACAACGACUUCCCAAGAUAUUGUCCAGGCUCCUACUUCCGAGGAGCUACCUCCUGUCCAAGACACUACGACAGGUCCUGUUCCUGUCAUUGACACCACUCAGCCCAUUGCACAAGAGGGUACCACUCAACCCAAUAUUCAAGACACGACCACUGGACAGCCUAUUGUCGAGGACACAACCUCGCAACAGGUACCUCCUGUCCAGGACACAACAACGGAGCUGCCGCUUCCAGUUGACCCUACCACCACGUGGCUUCCUGUAGUGGAUACCACCAACCAGCCCAUCAUCCAGACCCCUGGUUCCUCACAAGAACCUGCUGGCCAGGACACCACCACGGACGUGCAGUUGCCCGUUGUGCCUACAACAACAUCGAACGCUGUUCCUGGUGUAACCACCGAGACCAGCAACCCUCUGCCAGAUACCACAACUCAACAACAGCCAGCCAUUGAAAGUACCACCACUGGUGUCCCACCUGUUGAGACUACCACUGCGCAGGUGCCUGUACAGGAUACUACAACAACAGCCGCUGAGCAGCCUGCUCAGACCACUACACAGGACCAAGAGCCUGAGCCUACCACCGAGGAGUCCAAGCCCACCAGUAAGGAUGACGGUGAGCCUGUCAUCACCCAGCCCCCAGCCCAAACAACCGUCGCUCCUGAGGUGGCUACAUCUAGCGUUUCCUCCGUCUCCUCGCAGGUCGCCGCUCUGAUCCCCAUCAUCAACAAGUGGACCGAAGACCCCGAGUCUCUCACCGAUGAGACUAACAAGGAGGUCGAGGACACCCAUGACGACAUCAUCGCUGUUAUUGUGUCUUUGGGCGGCAAGCCCGAUGUUGGCUGCAACAAGAAGCGAGGCCUGCUUGGACCCAUUGGUGACAUCAUCAACAAGCUCGCUUGUAUGGCUCAGGACCUUACCAACAUCUCGGGCAGCAUCAUUGCUGGUAACGUGCCUGCCGUCACCAGUGUUGUUCCUCAAGUACAGAGCCAGAACGAUGACCUGACUGAGGAGGAUGAGGAGAAUCAGAGCCAGGAGGAACAGAGCAAAGAAGAGUCUACCAAGCAAGAGGAGACGACCAAGAAGGAGUCCACUACAGAGGCUCCUACAACCACCGAAGCACCCACUUCAACGGAGGAGUCAACUACCACUGAAGCUACCACCACGACUACCGGGCUGCCGCAACCUUGUGGCGCUGACACUUGCGGUGGUGGUAGCGGCGGCGGUUCUUGUCCUAUUGGGUCUGGAGGAUCGAAAGGAGGACAGAUGGGCAGCGUGGCUGGUAACAUUAACUGCAAUGACCUCUCCACAACUACUAUCGAUGGACCUCUCCCUACGGACCCCUCCAAGCCCAUUGACUUCGGUGACGACCCAUUCACUGCUCCUACUGCUAGGUCCGAGUCUGCAUCCCCGCCUUCUAAGCGUGACAUAGAGCUAGUGGCUCGAGCGUUCAACGAUGACAUGUCUCCCAACCCUUUCUACGUCGCCUCCCUCACCCCCCUUUGGGUGGAUCAGACUGGAGCCACAGCUGGACACUGGUUCGGCGCUCCUCCUUUCGCUGGUAAAGGUUCUGCAGGCGUCAACGGUAUCUAUGGCUGUACCUCCGUCAUUGUCGUUUCUGACUUGGGUGUCUAUGUGUCUCAUAUCUGGGAGAACCCCGUCUUCAUCGACAGCAACUGGAACCCCACGCCUGACGACGAAUUCCAGGCCACUACUUUCAAUGCCCUUCGUGACGGCACGCCCAAUGGCAAUGCCGAAAGCAUUGCUGGUUAUGUUGGUACAGACCAAGUUCCCGGUGUCCUGCAUUCCAUGUUUCAUCCCAGGGUUUUCGUCGUCACUCCCUUCACCAACGACCUUGAGCGUAGCCUCGGCGUGACCACCACUUUCCGCUACGAGGAUCGUGCAAACUACCUGGCGACUGCAGUCUCUGGUAUUAUUCCUGGAUCUGAUUCGACCGUUCUCGGUUACACACGUACCGGCCGUACAGAAUCUACCGAGCAGUAUGGAACUUGGGGUCGCGCUAUUAUUGAGUAUGAUAUGCUUGAGGAGAUCGUCUUUGGCUCGGAUGGCGACAUGACGGGCCAGUUCAUGGGUCGAUGGAGACUCUGGGUCGAGGACCAGCUUGUCACUUCACACAAGUUCCUCGUCUUCCCUGAUCCUAUUGACCUUCCUGAGACUACACCUGCUGCUACACCUGCUGCUGGUCUCCAGAAGCGUGCCGAGGACGAAGCGGCCAGCAAGUGCUUGGUCCGUGGUGGCUCCACUGGUGCCACCUCAGCCGGCCCCUCUUCUACAGACAAUGUUGCUACUACGGCCGAUGCCACUUCCACUGCCGAGACUUCAGCAGCCCCUACUACAGAUGAAAAGACUGCUGAGACUACUGGAAUAACUACUGCCGAAGAGAAGACCACCGAGGCUGCCGGAACAACCACCAGCGAGGACAAGACUGCUGAGGCUACAACCACACAGUCUAACGCUGUCUUGUCAACAUCUACACCAAGCACUUUCAUAACCACUACCAGAGCCUCAUCCGACGCCAUCACAUCCGGUGUGACGACUGAUGCAGCGACAACUAGCGAGGAAGUCCGCACCUACUACCCUUGCGUGAUCUUCGGCGGACCUCGCGUCGACAAGCCAUACUGUCAAUGUAGCACCACAGUCUCUGGCAAGCAAUACGUCACUUCAGCCUCUCUGAUCGACAACAGCUGCGAGGACUACACCUCAUAUCCUUCACCAGUUGUCCCCGUAACCGAGGCCCCAGCUACCCAAGCCCCAGUGCAGACUCCCUUCACUGAGACCAACGACGGCACCGUCUUGGUCUACUCAGCCUACACGCUUGAGUACUUUAUGGCUUAUACUAUCCACGUCACAGCGACACGUGGCUAUGGUGUACCAUCAACUGUUUCCACGCCUUUACCUACUCAAACUGCUGUUGAUAAUGACGGCAGCGGCCAGUGUGGAACAGCCGAUAGCCUGUCAAAGAAGGGCUUGGGUGAGGCUUGUGAUAGGGCUAUCAAUGAGUUUGAUGCCGAUACUGUGUACAAGGGUUACACGACGCGAUAUAGUCGGUCCAAUAAGGGCAUCCUGAUGGCUGCCUCGUUUGGUCAAGCUGCUUGUAUUGCCAAGUUUGAAUGUGAUGACUAUGGUAUUGGAAUGAAGGGCAGUGAUAUCAUUGCAGCUCGCGAGAACGCGAAGGAGAACGAUGGUAUUUGGAUUUGUGGACAUAUACGCCUGUCAAACUCAUGCAGUGUCGUUAUGGACUACUGCACAAACUGUAACAACAGCGGUUAGGAUUUUAUCUCUAGGAUAGCUUAU